ACCAGGAAGAGGAAAGCCUGACUGCGGAAGAAAAAAAAUGCACCACAGGUAGAAAGUACUUAUAUCAUUUGAAAACAGUUUUACAUUAACAACAUAUUUUUGUGUUUUACGUAUUCAAAUGACAUCGGUGCAGCUACAGGUAACGUUUCUGAAAGCUUCUGAAAACUUGCUAGUAAGCUUCCCUCCUUGUUCGCUGCUGUAUUUUAUGGACUGAACGAUUACAGAUCUAAAUGAUGUGGGGAGAAAUUGAGCCUUGCCCCACGUCCAGUCCUGUUAGCUUUGGCAAGUCAAGCUGUAAGACAGAGCUCCAUUAUCCCGGGUCGGGUCCGGAGGAUGUGAAGUACGAUUCCGGAGAUGGCAAGGAACAGCCGGUGGACGACGCGGUAAGAAAGGAAGCUGAAGACCGCGCUGAAGCUCUGACGGAAAUUUGGAGCACGUGUCCCAGCCACCUGUCGGCCAUGAUCGAGGCCGUGGCGGCCAGCGGGAGCCCGGUGAAGAGCCAGCAGCUGGGGGAUCCGGACCUGACGCUGGAGGAGAGAAGGCGGGUCCUCCUGGAGCAGUACCGGGCCAAGCCGCUGGUCUUCCUGGAGCGCUACGAGGCCCACCUGAAGCCCGAGCACCUGGGGGCCUUCGCCCACCUGAGCACGGACUGCCGGGCCCAGCACUACUGCCGGGAGGUGCAGAGGAGAGCGUCCAAUCGGGCGGCCCGCACCAGGGUCCGCAACCACCGCUACGCCGCUCUCCGCACCCUGCAGCAGGAGGGUCAGUACUUCAGCGAGGAGCAGAUGAGGGUGCGUGAGCCGCUCCUGUAUGAGCAGUACAUCGGUCAGUACCUGAGCGAGGAUGAGCUGUGUAAGCGCUCAGCGGAGGCCAUGUCGGCAGGGUGCGGGGGCCUGGCCGACCUGCUGAUGAACUCCUACCAGGAGAGACUUCUCCAGAACACGCUGCAGCAGCAGCAGGACAGGGAGGAGGAGGCGCUGGAGGAGACGGAGGAGGACGAUGAGGACAGUGAGGCCGGAGGAGGAGAACACUGGGAGCCCAGCGCGGAGGAGAAGGCCCUGCUGAGGGAGGAGUUUCUCACUCAGAUGCAUCAGCGAUUCUUAGACGGCAAGGACAAGGACUUCAACUACAGCGAAGUGGACGAGAAUCCGGACUACGACAAUCUGGACAUUGUGAGCCGUGACGCAGAGGAACGGUACUUUGAUAAUGAUGAUGAUGAUGAAGAGGAGGAGGAUGAAGAUCUAGAGGAAGAGGAAGAUGAGGAGAUGCAAUAGCAUACAAAAAUGGCUUAAGUUUUCAGUGUUGAAGAAAAGCCCCACAAAUGUAAAUGCAAUUGUUCAUGUAGUCGGUGUUUAUUUUCAUAACUAUGCAAUUGAACUUUGCAUACGUUCAGCAUAUUUCUCUGUAAAUUUCUCUAUUUUCUUUUUCUAUUAAUAGUUUCUGUAUGAAAGGGUAUUUCAUUAAAUAAUGUAAAUGUUUAUAGACGUUAUGUAUAUAAUGUGCAUUUUUAUCUGUUAUUUGUUUAUUGAAAUGUGAUAAAUGCAUGAGUAUUCAUCAUAGUACGCACUGCAACAUUUUAUCCAAAUGUUUUAAAACGUUUAUGAUUUCUGGGCAUGUUCAACUCCAGAAUCCUUCCUGAGAAGAAGGUUUCCUGCUUUGUUUCCCACAAAACUUUCAUCUUGUUAGAAUGUGAAAAUUAUAUUGCAUUUAUCUGGUUUAGUUUCACAUUCAUGUACGGCAGGGGGUCAUAACAAUACAUUAAUCCGUAUACUGUACCUACCCUCUUGACAGCAGGACAAAAUCUAAAAACGUAUUUUAAAAAUAAGACAUUUUUAAUUGAAAUUAUAGUGGAUUGUUCUGCUUAAGUCAGGUCUAACUUUUUAGAUUUCAGAAAGAGCUGUUCCUCUCACAAACUUCCAGGGUUCAGGGGCAAAAUCAAACCAUGCUGGAAGCAGCUCUUAAUGGCUGCAAUCAAGUCACCUGUAGAACUUGAAAUGUCCACAGGGGGCAGCAGCUUCUCUUUUCCAGCAGAAUUAACAUUUGGUCUUAUGAUGGUUUUCCAGUCUUGAGCUGGCUAAAUAAAUGGAUGCAGAAAGAAAUAAUGGCCAUU
Messenger RNA from Anguilla anguilla (European eel), 2110 nucleotides. It is a transcript of the gene ccdc97, whose product is annotated as coiled-coil domain containing 97. Lineage: Eukaryota; Metazoa; Chordata; Actinopteri; Anguilliformes; Anguillidae. The record is from RefSeq and is a predicted model, not a curated record. The transcript is spliced from 6 exons. The coding region runs from base 231 to 1274 and encodes 347 amino acids.